AUGGCUGACUUAACCAACACCUUCCCAGCCUUCUCCCUCGCCGGGGUUGCCAAUGCAAAUGGCUACUGCAGUCUCGCUCUGGCAGAGGCGGUACUGGGAUGCGGGACCCUUGAUAUCGAUCUGGGGGGCAGCUCGUUCAAGGCUGAUAUUCUGCCUGACAGAAUCAUCAUCUCUGCUACUGAACCGCUCGAGGAGGAUGCUUUUCGUGCAGAGGGCAGCUCCACCACCGAGACCACCGAGACGACAAGCAGUGCGACAGGCGUUUCUUCUUUGGUAUACCGAUGCGCACCACCAGCUAGUCCGGGUGGGCUGUUGUGGGCGCUUGACCUGCAGCAGGCCUCUACGUCGACAAUUCGAUCGACUGUGACAUCUACCCGGACGAGCACGAGGACUUCGAAGUCGACUUCUACUUCUACCUCGACUAGGACUUCGGCCAGGCCGACGACUUCGACUUUGACGAUCUACUUCAACAUCAACCUCGAGGUCGACUUCCACCUCGACAUCGCGAUCUACCUUGACACCAAGGCCAUCCACCACGUCAACAUCUAUUCCAACUGUCAGGUCAGCGUCUACUUCGACCGUGAGGCCAACCACAACCAUCAGAUCAACUUCGACCUCGACAAGAACCUCGACCAGGACCUCCACGUCCACCUCGACAUCCACCCCAUCACCGGCCCCAAUUUCCCUGGCGCCCCUCGCUUCCCUCCAGGAAGAACACUCCAUACCUCGUCCUCCUCCUCUUCUCCUGCAACCGCCCCCGUAGCACCGCCCGUCUCCCCAACACGACUCCCCGCUCAAGAUCUCCUAUCUCUCCACGGGGUCCUCCACACCAUCCUCGGCCGACGCUCCUACCGCGCCAAGGCACAAGACAAGGACGAACCCGAGCUCAACACCCCCAAAGGCAGCAGCAACCUCGCCGACCCCACCAUCCCUCCUGCCACUCAGGCCGAGGGCGACCAGCCCGAUCUGGCCAAACAAUGCCACCGAACUCAUCUCCUCGUCUUGCCCCCGGCCUGGCGUGUCCAAGCUCCUCGUCAUCAACAUCGACUUGUCGCGCAUCAACAUCGAUCUUGA
This is a messenger RNA of Podospora bellae-mahoneyi, 1074 nucleotides long. RefSeq lists its product as uncharacterized. Bases 1 to 1074 code for a protein of 357 amino acids. The transcript is spliced from 3 exons. The record is from RefSeq and is a predicted model, not a curated record. NCBI's taxonomy places the organism in Eukaryota, Fungi, Ascomycota, Sordariomycetes, Sordariales, Podosporaceae.